AUGAGUAAUUCUGCACCAUGUACUUCUUCAAUGGUGGGACCUCAACUACUAUCAAAUCAAAAUAUGGUUUUUGAUCCAAUAAAUCAUUAUGCACCAAUUGCGUCUUCAAUGGUAGAAUCUCAGCUACUAUCAAAUCAGAAUUUGGUUUCUGAUUAUUCAAGAAAUUAUUUAGUGCCAAAUACUUCUUCCAUGGUAGGACAUGAUCAGCUGCUGUCAAAUAACAAUUUCUUUUCUGAUCCAAGAAAUCAUUUUGCGCCAAAUACUUGUUUAAUGGUACAUCCUCAAGUUGCAGAAUUAUUUGCGCAAUUCACUGCACUAUUAGGGCGUUAUUUGCUGAAUCAGAGCUUAGUGUCCACACCGCAUUGGCAAAUUAACCCACAACAAGGAUCCUAUUCCUCCCUGUACUCAAACGGCGACUUUGGUAAUAACUGUACUUCGUCGAGCUCUGAGUUUCAUAGAGGGCUUGAAGAUGCCUGGAUUGCACAAGGGAGUUUCCAGGAUAAACAUCCCGAAGAAGCGACUGGGCAGGACUUUUCCUACUGAUACAGACACUGAUAACCCCAACGCUUUCAUGGAUGAGCAAUCUGUGGACAAUCCUCUGGAUCUAAACUAAAUUCUGCGGGAGAAUAUUAUUAUAAUAUUGUUGACAUUUGAAGAAUGGUGUAUUCAUCUUUUACCUUGUAUCAGUGU
This is a messenger RNA of Pistacia vera, 690 nucleotides long. RefSeq lists its product as uncharacterized. The transcript is spliced from 5 exons. The record is from RefSeq and is a predicted model, not a curated record. Lineage: Eukaryota; Viridiplantae; Streptophyta; Magnoliopsida; Sapindales; Anacardiaceae. The coding region runs from base 1 to 543 and encodes 180 amino acids.